AUGUCCAAAAUGUUUCCACGAGUCCUGGCACCUUUACACCCUCUAUUGACGAAGAUGCGAAGUUUACCGGCAGUGUCUAAACGGACGUAUGUAUCUGAGCCUGGAAACAAGAUACGUUCAAAACUUCGAAACCCGCGGCUGUUCCGCGAACAAGCCUAUAUCAACGGAAGGUGGACCGAUGGUCGAGCGACAUCGCGUUUCUCCGUUGUGAACCCGUACAAUGGCAAAGUGAUUGGAAAUUGUCCAGAAAUGGACGUGAGCGAUACUACUACCGCCAUCGAGAAAGCACAGCAUGCCUUCGAAUCGUUCAGGCACAGUUCCGCUCGUCAACGGAUGGGUAUAAUCAGAGACUGGUUCCAGCUCAUGCAAGAACAUGAAGAUGACCUCGCAAUUAUUUUGAGCCAUGAGAACGGGCGGCCAAUUGAGGCUGCGAAAGCCGAGAUCAAGUAUGCGGCGAGCUUCUUCGAGUGGUUUCAGGGAGAAGCAGUCAGGUCCUACGGCCAAACGGUACAAGGAAGUUCACCCGAGAACAGGGUGAUGACGAUCAAGCAGCCCAUCGGUGUUGUAGGGGUUUUGACACCAUGGAACUUUCCUUCUGCCAUGAUAACCCGUAAAGCUGGAGCGGCAAUUGCUGCUGGCUGUACUACGGUCCUAAAGCCGGCUGCUGACACGCCAUAUUCUGCACUCGCACUUGCAGAGCUGGGCGAACAAGCUGGAAUCCCGCCCGGCGUAUUUAACAUCGUAACAACGGAACAAAAUGUAGCUGCAGUGGGCAAGCAACUUUGCGAACAUCCUACUGUCAAGAAAAUAUCAUUCACUGGAUCGACGAAUGUUGGGAAGCUUCUCAUGCAGCAAUGCGGCGAUUCGCUGAAGAAAAUGUCCAUGGAACUUGGUGGAAACGCUCCGUUCGUCAUUUUCGACGACGCCGACAUGAACAAGGCAUGGGAUGGUCUACUCGCAGCGAAGUUCAGAGGCGCUGGUCAGACCUGUGUCUGCGCCAACCGAGUAUAUAUUCAAGAGAGCAUUGCGGACAAAUUCAUCGAGGACUUCCACAAGCUGGUAGGCGCGAAGAUGGUUGCGGGUGAUCCAAGCGCCACUGGUACGAGUCUUGGUCCGUUGAUAAAUCUGAAAGCUCGGGAGAAAGUCGAAAGACUUGUGAAAGAUGCGCGAGAGAAGGGUGCCGUGGUUGUAGCUGGAGGGCACCGAUCGCAGGACGAGCCGCAGACAUUUUUCCCAGCGACCAUUCUAGAUCGCAUGUCACAUGACAUGCAGGCCAGUCGCGAAGAGCUUUUCGGGCCUGUUGUUGCUUUCUACCGUUUCAAGGAUGAGACGGAGCUUCUGCGGAUGGCAAACGAUUCGGAAGUCGGGCUGGCAUCGUAUGUGUAUACAGAGCAGUUGACACAGGCUUGGAGGGCAGCGGAACUACUACAAACCGGUAUGGUUGGCAUCAAUACUGGUAUGAUAUCGGACCCAGUUGCGCCCUUCGGGGGCAUUAAGCAAAGCGGCUUUGGCCGCGAAGGCGGUUCUGUUGGGAUUGAGGAGUUUCAGAACGUGAAGACCAUUACAUUGGGAGGAGUCCAAUUAUGA
This is a messenger RNA of Paraphaeosphaeria sporulosa, 1587 nucleotides long. RefSeq names its product succinate-semialdehyde dehydrogenase-like protein. Gene Ontology annotation, molecular function: succinate-semialdehyde dehydrogenase (NAD+) activity. The transcript has 7 exons. Lineage: Eukaryota; Fungi; Ascomycota; Dothideomycetes; Pleosporales; Didymosphaeriaceae. The record is from RefSeq and is a predicted model, not a curated record. Bases 1 to 1587 code for a protein of 528 amino acids.